Messenger RNA from Sphaeramia orbicularis (orbiculate cardinalfish), 1423 nucleotides. It is a transcript of the gene angptl5, whose product is annotated as angiopoietin-like 5. The coding region runs from base 167 to 1321 and encodes 384 amino acids. NCBI's taxonomy places the organism in Eukaryota, Metazoa, Chordata, Actinopteri, Kurtiformes, Apogonidae. The record is from RefSeq and is a predicted model, not a curated record. The transcript has 8 exons. Gene Ontology annotation, biological process: blood coagulation.
UAUGAAGGACAUGUGAGGGGACAGACGUGGGGAAAAAGAGCCGACUCUGUGGAAAAGGAGGCAUAGAUGAAGGAGUGGCUGCCGGCAACGGAGUGGACCCAAUUCAGCCUCUGUAUUCCCAGAGAAAAUAAUCACAGGAGCAACAUCACACCCGGACAGGACUGACAUGAUGUGGACAACUGUCCUCCUGCUGCUGUUGCCUCUCCUGCUGUCCUCCACAAUUACAGAAAACAGUACAAACUUUAACCAUUCAGAGAUACUUGACGAAGACUUGGCUGAUGCUCCUGUCAAAGCCCCGAAACCUGUUGGAGGAGGAAAAGGUCGUGAAACGUGUUCCAUCCCAUGUGAUAUCACUGUCAAACUGCUACGCGAUGAGAAACAUUCAAUUUGUGGUCAGUUACAACAGUCUCUGCUGGCAUUUGGACGCAGCACCAGAAAACUGAUCAGAGAUGUGAUGGAGGAGCAGCAGAGAGCUCUGGAUAUUCUCAGUAGUCAGGUGACAGAGCUGAUGACAAAAGUGCAGACGCUCAGCUCAGAGGUCCAGAGGAGCAACAGUGAGAUGUACGCCAUCAAACCCGUGCAGUCACAUGGACAAGACUGCAGCGACAUCAAGGACAAUCUCCUGUCAGUCGUCCCCAAAAUCCCCAGUGGUAUUUACAUCGUCCAUCCAGAGAAUACAGACUCCUCCUUUGAGGUUUUCUGUGAGAUGGAUUACAUGGGAGGUGGAUGGACGGUGAUGCAGAGGAGAACAGACGGACUGACUGACUUCAAACGGGCAUGGGCUGAUUAUGUCGAUGGCUUCGGACACCUCGCAGGAGAACAUUGGUUGGGCCUGAAGAAAGUGUUUCACAUUGUAAACCAGAAGGACACUCGGUUCCAGCUCCACAUCGCUCUCGUCUCCCAUGACGACGUCACGUCUUAUGCAUCAUAUGAUGAUUUCCGCCUGGACGGAGAAACCCAGUUCUUUGGGAUUCACCUGGGCAGAUACGCAGGCAGUGCAGGAGAUGCGUUUCGUGGGUACGACCAGGAUCAGAAUCAGGACACAGCUCCGUUCAGCGCCUCUGACGUGGACAACGACGGCUGUAAUCCAUCCUGCUCCUUCAGUAACCGCACAGUGGAGAGCUGCAGCGCUCUACACAACCAGACUGGAUGGUGGUUCAACCAGUGCGGCCUGGCCAACCUCAACGGCUGCCCUGAAGAUGCAGAGCAGAGCCGAGAGCAGAGGACACACAUCCUGUGGGACACAUGGAGACAGAGCGGAGUCCCUCACAUCAUCAAAUCUGUCACGAUGAAGAUCAGGAGGAUCGCAACCAAUAACUGACAACACACAGGGAUGAGGAGGCAGAAAGGAGGAGGCAGAAGUAAACCAGUUGCACUGCAUUUAGUUCAACAUGAAGUUUGAAUAAAACCAGAUUUUAAAAUA